CGUGCUUCUGGCCGAAGCCCCCGACCCUCUGGGAGUCUCUGAUGUACCAGCGGAUGGCAGCGAGAGCGGCCAGAAGAAAAGCAGAUGCUAAGACCAGAUGUGACAGGGUUUCCUAAAACACACAACUCACUUUGAAUUCGCGCUCUGACUCAUCCGCGCAACAAACGUAUACAUGCAAAUGGUGCAAACAGAAAGAAUCAAUAUGUAGUUAAACUGUCAGUUGACACCUGAAGGGGGAAGAAUGAGGUUCUUAAAAGCGUAACAUCCAUGCUCCCCCGCGAUGAACAUGUAUGUAAGUUUGUCUACUUUCCAACAACAUGAUCAAACAUUAUGAACAAAUAACCUUCACUUCUGCACUGUACAUUCCCUCCUCAUUAACAUAGAUCCUUAUUGGGAAUGAGGAGCAGGGAUCUGCAGCAAUAAAACAAACCCAUCCAUCCAUUAUUCAUACAACUUAUCCUCUGAGGUUUGUAGGGCAGACCCCUGGUGACAUUAGGCAAGAGGUGGGGUCCACCCUGGACAGGUCACCAGUCCACCACAGGGUUGAUAUACAAAGACAAACAACCGUUUACACCUACAGAAUUAACCUAAGUUGCAUGUAACUGUGGGAGGAAGGAGAACCUGGAGAAACCCCACUCAGCCACAAGAAGAACUCCACACAAAAGGAUCCUGGACAAGCUUCAGGCAGCCGGUCUUUAUUUGCCCCGCCUCCAUUACUGCAGCAGAGAGGACACAACCGGCAGCUGGUGCAAUUGGUGUUUUGGCCUGGCAGCGACAGCGAUAUAAGGAUUUACUGGGGAGAUCUGCAGCGAUGAGCUCAAUCAAAGUUGCCAAGUAAGCACACACUUGCCUGAAUCAGGAAGGUAAACAUGAAGGAAGCGUUCAAACUUACACCGAUACCAGGUGUCGAUAAAGGAGCCGAUCAAAAUGGAGAUGAGACGAAAAAAGAAAAUGCACUGAGCGUUGGAUUCUUUCAGCUGUUCCAGUUCGCCACCACGAAAGAAAUCGCUAUGAUGGUGGUGGGGAGUUUGUGUGCCUUAGUACAUGGCUCGGCGUCAUCUCUCAUACUUCUAGUGUACGGUUCUAUGUUGGACUCGUUUGUGAAUCAUGAACUUGUGGUCCAAGAGCUCAAAGAUCCAAACAAGAUGUGCGACAACAGCACCAUUCAUUGGAUCAAUGGCUCAGUUUAUGAAAAAGCUGAAACCACCACUUUCUGUGGGACGGAUAUUGAAGCAGAGAUUACCAUAUUUGCAUAUUACUAUGUUGGACUUGGAUUGGUAGCGCUGAUAUCUACUUAUUUGCAAAUUACAUUGUGGGUGUCCGCAGCCGCGAGUCAGAUUGACAGAAUCCGAAAGACUUAUUUUCGAAAAGUCAUGCAAAUGGAGAUUGGAUGGUUCGACUGCACCUCUGUUGACGAAUUGAACAGUAGGAUCACUGAUGACAUGUACAAGAUCAACACUGCCAUGGCUGACCAGGUGUCGAUUUUCAUUCAGAGGAUCUCCACGUUUCUGUUUGGCAUCAUGGUUGGAUUCAUGGGUGGCUGGAAGCUGACUUUGGUGAUCAUAUCUAUUAGCCCAUUGAUUGGUCUCGGUGCCGGACUCUUGGCUAUGGCUCUGACCCAGCUGACCGAAAAAGGGCUGAAGGCCUACGCAAAGGCAGGGGCAGUGGCUGACGAGGCCCUGUCCUCCAUCAGAACAGUAGCAGCCUUUGGUGGUGAAGAAAAAGAAGCAGAGAGGUACGACAGAAACCUUGUGGAAGCUCAGAGCUUGGGUUUGAGAAAGGGCAUGAUCCUGGGACUGUUUCGGGGAUACUUGUGGUGCAUCAUUUUCCUCUCUUACGCUCUGGCCUUUUGGUAUGGAUCCCAAUUGGUCAUCGAGACCAAGGAGAUGACCGCUGGUAGCCUUAUGCAGGUAUUUUUUGCGGUGCUUAUGGGAGCUAUAAACCUGGCUCAGGCUUCAUCUUGCCUGGAAGCCUUUGCUUCUGGUCAAGCAGCAGCAAAGACCGUCUUCGACACAAUUGAGCGGGAACCAAAAAUUGAUUGUUUCUCCGAUGAGGGUCACAUAUUAGACAAAGUGAAAGGUGACAUCGAGUUCCACAAUGUUACUUUCUUCUACCCGUCCCGGCCCGAAGCCAAGAUUUUAAAUAAUCUGAGCAUGCAGGUCAAAGAAGGAGAAACCACAGCUUUUGUUGGGGCGAGUGGAUCUGGAAAGAGCACGGCAAUCCAGCUCAUCCAGAGGUUUUAUGACCCAGAUGAAGGAAUGGUGACGUUGGACGGCCACGACAUCCGCACUUUAAACAUCAAGUGGGUCCGCUCCCUCAUUGGUAUUGUAGAGCAGGAGCCGGUGCUGUUUGCUACAACCAUAGCUGAAAAUAUCAGCUUUGGUAAACCAGGAGCCACCAUGGAAGACAUUAUCAAGGCAACAAAAGAGGCCAAUGCCUAUAAUUUUAUAAUGGCGCUGCCCCAGAGAUUUGACACUUUUGUGGGUGACGGUGGAGGCCAGAUGAGUGGAGGCCAGAAACAGAGGAUCGCUUUAGCUCGAGCUCUGAUCCGAAACCCUAAGAUCCUUCUGCUGGACAUGGCCACGUCCGCUCUAGACAAUGAGAGUGAAGCUGUUGUCCAGGAAGCACUGGAUAAGGUGCGCAUGGGCAGAACAACAAUUUCUGUAGCCCACCGUCUUUCCACGAUUAAAACUGUAGAAGUCAUCGUUGCUUUUGAGCACGGGCGUGUAGUGGAGAAAGGUUCGCACAGUGAGCUGCUGGAAAAGAAAGGUGUUUACUUCACCCUGGUCACCCUGCAGACCCAAGGCACAUCCAGCCAAACUAACGAUGAAGUCAGUCCUGCUCAGAGAGAGAAAGUUGAUGUGAAAAUGAGGAGUGGCAGCUGCAGAUCCAUUAAAAGGAAUUCUGUUCGUCUACGGUCUCACAGCACUCUGUCAAGCCAUGAUAUCCCUGAUGCUGUAUCAGGCAGCCUCAGUAUAUUUCCCAGCAUUGAGAUUGAAACAGAAUAUAGAGAUGAGAAUGAGGAUGAUGACGAUGAAAAAGUGGAGCCUGCCCCAGUUGCACGUGUCCUUAAGUACAACCAACCAGAAUGGCCCUACCUGCUGCUGGGCUCGCUUGGAGCUGUUGUCAAUGGCGCCGUCACCCCACUCUACAGUAUCUUGUUAAGCGAAAUUAUUGGUACUUUUUCCAUUCCCGACCUGAAUAAACAGAGCCAAAUAAUCAACUGGAUAUGUUUUCUGUUUUGCAUGAUGGCUGUGGCUAGUUUCCUUUCACACUUUGCACAGGUAUAUGCUUUUUCCAAGUCCGGAGAGCUGUUGACCCGUCGUCUGAGGAAAGUGGCCUUCCAGACCAUGUUGAGACAAGAGAUCGGCUGGUUUGAUGACCCUAGAAAUAGCCCAGGAACUCUGACAACCAGACUAGCCACUGAUGCAUCCAUGGUCCAGGGGGCAGCGGGUUCUCAGAUUGGCAUGGUCAUUUACUCAUUGACUAGCAUUGGAGCAUCUAUUAUCAUUGCUUUUUACUUCAGUUGGAAGUUAGCUCUGGUAAUCGGGUGCUUCCUGCCUCUUAUUGGGCUGUCUGGAGCAUUCCAAGCCAAAAUUCUGACGGGUUUUGCAAAUCAAGAUAUAAAGUCCAUGGAAGCAGCAGGGCAGGUGUCCAGUGAAGCUCUUUACAACAUCAGGACCAUUGCAGGCUUGGCCAAAGAGAGCUUGUUUGUGGAAUCAUAUGAGAAGGCAUUGGAGCCUCCAUUUAAAUCUGCCAUAAAGAGUGGCCAUAUCUAUGGCCUCUGUUAUGGCUUUUCUGAGUGUGUCAUCUUCCUGUCGAAUGCUGCUUCCUUUAGAUAUGGGGGCUAUCUGGUUGUCUAUGAGGGUUUAUCCUCCAAGACAGUUUUCAGAGUGAUUUCAUCAGUAAUUAUCAGUGCGCAGGCAUUUGGAAGAUUUGCCAACUAUACUCCAGAAUAUACCAAAGCCAAAGUCGCUGCAGCCCAGUUUUUCAAAAUGUUGGACAGAGUUCCAAAAAUCAGCUUGAGUCCCAAGACUGGAGAAAAAUGGGACAACUUCAGAGGUGAAAUUGAGUUCCUCGACUGCAAGUUCACGUAUCCAACACGGCCAUAUACCCAGGUUUUGAAAGGACUGGUUGUGUCGGUGAAGCCUGGUAAGACUUUGGUGUUUGUCGGGUGCAGCGGCUGCGGUAAAAGCACCAGUAUUCAACUAUUAGAGAGGUUUUAUGACCCAGAUGAGGGACAAGUGAGGAUUGACGGUCGCCUGUCACAUAGAGUCAAUGUGCCGUUCCUAAGAGCUCAGAUUGGCAUAGUGUCCCAGGAGCCGGUACUGUUUGACUGCAGUAUAGCAGAGAAUAUACAGUAUGGAGAUAACAAGCGCAUCGUCAGCAUGGAGGAGAUUGUAGAAGCUGCUAAGAAAGCCUUCCUUCAUGACUUUGUAAUGACAUUACCAAAUAAAUACGAAACUCAGGUUGGUGCUCAGGGCUCCCAACUGGCAAGAGGAGAAAAACAGCGCAUUGCCAUCGCCCGGGCCAUUGUCAGGAAGCCCAAGAUCCUGCUCUUGGAUGAGGCGACCUCUGCACUUGACACAGAGAGCGAAAAGAUCGUCCAGUCUGCUCUGGAUGAGGCGAGAAAAGGACGAACCUGCAUCAUCAUCGCUCACAAGCUCUCUACCAUCCAGUUUGCUGACGCCAUCGCAGUGAUGUCACAAGGAGUCGUCAUAGAGCUCGGCACACAUGAUGAACUCAUGGCCACGAAGGGCGCCUAUUAUAAACUGGUCACAUCAGGCGCUCCUAUCAGCUAGGCCCCUUGAGCCAUGUUUGAUGAGCAUUGAACUUUUAAAUAUAUAUGUUUGUACAGGCCUAAGAGUACUUUUAAUUAUUGGCCUGUAAUGUUGUGGUGUGUUGCGGGUGGAAAUCCAAGGAGAGGAGGAGUCGUUCUCAAGUUGAAAUUAAGCAAGUUUAUUCAGAGGUUACAGGUCAAGAAAACAAGGUGUCCAGCAAUUGAACAUGCAUGGGUCUCUAGUUCUACGCAGCAGGCUGCACAGGAAAAGAGGCGCUUAAACAGAGUGCGCACAUAGUUUAUAUAUUGGGCGUGACAGGGGUUCUUCUUGGAUUGGUCAAAACUAGAUGGAGGCCGCUGCAUCUAGACGUGACAGUGUCUCAUCCUCUUGGAAUGUCGCGUGAUGAAGAUAUCGUACGUGCACUCCGUUGUCGUGGUUACCAGAGGUCAUAAUGUUCCUGCCUCAAAGCAGCUGCCUUAGUGUGUUGUGGGGGAGAGGAUUUAGACCAAGGUCUGCUCAUUAUCUGCUGUUGGUGUUCUACUUUGUGUGUGUGUGACUUGAAACAGGGAGCUGGGAUGUGUGGUACAAAGUGUUGACUGUUCUACAGAGUGUAAUAAAGAGGUCAAAGGAAUGUAUGUGGUGUAUGUCAAUAGGUGUCACACUGAAAAAUUCCAGGGGGAAAGUGGGUUUGUUACAAUGCAAGUAUGGAAAUGGAAGCAUUUAAAGAAAAUAUGUAGAAUAAAAUUAAAUAAAAUAUGAAAUAUUUACACAAUAUGUGUGUUGUGUACAUUGAGUAUUUAGUGCAAGCUUGCAUUUGUGUGCGUAUUACUGGCAUUAUAAUGAGUCCAUUCCGCUGACUCAGAGGGUCUGACACUCAGAGGGAGGAGUUGCAUGGCUGGAUGGCCACUGACAGGAAUGACUUCCUGUGGUGCUCUGUGGUGCAUUUUGGUGGUUUCAGACUCCUGUGAGCCAUUGUCCGAGAUGGCAAGUAACUUAGACAACAUCCUCCUGUCUGACCCCGCCGCCAGAGAGUCCAGCUCCAUCCCCACUGCAUCACUGGCCUUGCGUAUCAGUUCGUUGAGUCUGUUGGCGUCUGCAACCCUCAAUCUGCUGCCCCAGCACACAAUAGCAAACAGGAGAGCACUGGCCACCACAGUCGUAUAUAACAUCCCCAGCAUAGUGCAAGGGAAAUAUAACAUGUGACCACAAUAUGAUCUUGUUUAUUUCCCCUUUGAUUGAUCAUGAUUGAAUCUCAUACAAUGUAACCUUGAUCAUGCUGUAUCCUGUACCACUGA
Pleuronectes platessa (European plaice) is the source of this 6076-nucleotide messenger RNA. It is a transcript of the gene abcb11a, whose product is annotated as ATP-binding cassette, sub-family B (MDR/TAP), member 11a. The coding region runs from base 870 to 4802 and encodes 1310 amino acids. Gene Ontology annotation, molecular function: ATP binding; ATP hydrolysis activity; ABC-type transporter activity. NCBI's taxonomy places the organism in Eukaryota, Metazoa, Chordata, Actinopteri, Pleuronectiformes, Pleuronectidae. Gene Ontology annotation, cellular component: membrane. The record is from RefSeq and is a predicted model, not a curated record. The transcript is spliced from 29 exons. Gene Ontology annotation, biological process: transmembrane transport.